This is a messenger RNA of Knipowitschia caucasica, 1077 nucleotides long. The record is from the annotation of a GenBank genome assembly. NCBI's taxonomy places the organism in Eukaryota, Metazoa, Chordata, Actinopteri, Gobiiformes, Gobiidae.
AUGGUUCUACAGAAGUUGGGAAAAGCAGAUGAAACCCGAGACGUGGUGUUUGAGGAGAUGGUUUCUAACUUCAACAAGCAGAUGAAUGAAGGAACAAAAAUACAGAAGGACCUCAAGGCCUAUCUGACCGCAGUGAAGACGAUGCAGGAUGCGUCUCGGCGGCUGCAGGACUGUCUCGCUGACAUGUAUGAGCCGGAGUGGUUUGGGAAAGAGGAGAUGGACGCUCUGGCUGAGGACACAGACACCCUGUGGUUGGACUUCCACCAGUCUCUCACAGAUAAAUCGAUUCAGACCCUGGACUCGUAUCUGGCCCGGUUCCCCGACAUCAAGGCUCGUAUAGCGAAGCGCGACCGUAAGAUGGUGGACUUCGACAGCGCGCGACAUCACUUUGGAAACUUACAGAAAGGAAAGAAGAAGGAUGAGGCCAAGAUUGCCAAGCCCGCGGCUCUACUGGAAAUGGCGGCUCCCAGUUGGGCUCAGGGUUUGAUUUCUGCGCAUCAGGUGGCUCAGACUAACCUCUCCUACAACCAGGCGGAGGAGGAGCUCGGUCGGGCGCAGAGGAUCUUCGAGGAGCUGAACGUGGAGCUCCAGGACGAGCUGCCGGUGCUGUGGGACAGCCGUGUUGGCGUAUACGUGAACACAUUCCAGUCCAUGGCCAAAAACCAGGAGAAGUUCCACCGAGAGAUGACUAAGUUAAGUGAAAACCUGAAUGACAUCAUGACCAAAAUCGAGGAGCAGCGAGAUCUGAAAAAAGCAGAGAAACCCGAGACUGCGAAGAGCAUCGAAACGAGCCACAGCGACCCAGCCAGCUCAGCACCAAAGGGCGCGGUGACAAACGGUGACGGUGAGAUGCCUCCUGGUUUUAUCUAUAAGGUGAAGGCGGUUCACGACUACGCAGCCACAGACGGAGACGAGCUGGAACUCAAGACGGGAGACCUGGUUCUGGUUCUGGCCUUUGAAAACCCGGAUGAACAGGACGACGGCUGGCUCCUCGGAGUGAAGGAGUCUCACUGGGUCCAGAAGAAGGAUUUAUCAGUGAAAGGAGUUUUCCCUGAGAACUUUACCAGCAAAGUUUGA